Molecule: messenger RNA, 1523 nt
Organism: Cercocebus atys (sooty mangabey)
Lineage: Eukaryota; Metazoa; Chordata; Mammalia; Primates; Cercopithecidae
Gene: PPP1R36
Product: protein phosphatase 1, regulatory subunit 36
Exons: 12
Coding region: 193-1461 (422 amino acids)
Biological process (GO): negative regulation of phosphatase activity
Molecular function (GO): phosphatase binding
Source: RefSeq, a predicted model, not a curated record
ACGGCUUUUAAGACUGGGAAACAGGGCACCAGGCUGGGCUUUGGAAAUCUCGGCAGAAGCCUGCGUGCGGCAGCAGCCCGCGCGGCCGAGAACGGAAGCGACGCCCCGCCCCGCUCAGCGCCCCGGGCCGCCCGGUGCAGGCGCCUGUGGGCGGUAUCCUCGGCGACGUCGUGUGGCGGCCAGGGCGAGGCCAUGUACCGGGUGCCCGAGUUUUAUGCGAGGAGGAAGCGGUUAGGUGGGCAGACGCCUUACUUAAUGGAUCAGUUGGGAUUGCGAUUAGGGAUGUGGUACUGGAAAGAUGAAACCAGAACUCUUGAAUUCAGAAGGUUUGCCACAGAAGAUUCUGUCCAGUGGCUCCUGAAACAUCACCCUCAUUUUACACCUGCAGUAGAAGUCAAGGAAAAAGGAAAGAAAGGCAAAGCAGUUCACUUUGCAGAAAUUGAUGGUCCAGCUUCAGACAGGUUGACAGAUAAAAGACUUGCUGCAAGAGAUGAUAAGUCAGCUAAAACUUUAGAGAAACGAGGUCAGCAGGGCACCAUUACACUGGAUGAUGUUAAAUUUGUUACUUUGCUUUUGCUACAAGAUACUGAGAUGCAGCGGAUCUGUUCUUUUACAACAUUUAUGAGGAAUAAGAAUCUUGAUAAUUUCCUUAUGGCAUUAUUGUACUACUUAGCUCGUUACUUGGAAAAAAACUCACUGGAAAAGAAACCCAAAAGCUAUAUGGUAGGCCUUGUAGAGAAAAAAGAAAUGGAAUUGGUUUUAAGUGAAUUAGAAGCGGCACAGAGGUACUUGGCGCAGAAGUACUGUAUCCUUGUGCUGGGCUUGGCAAUGCCGGAUAAGCAUCACAUGUGCUGUGGAAAGGAGAAAAUAUCAGAUACACAGAAAGACUGGAAGUUCUUUGAGUCCUUUUACACUUUCUGUACAUAUGUGGCUUGGAUUGUCUUCCGACGUCAACACUUGACAGAGAUUGAAGAAGAAGUAGGGAGACUCUUUCGUACCAAUAUGUUCAACAUUCCUCGCAGGAGGCGUGAAGAUGAGGAAUCAGGAGGGGAAAAGAAACGCAUGACUUUUGUUCAGUUUAGGAGAAUGAUGGCAAAACGCCCAGCAAUUAAAAAAGCCAUCAACAUGCGUUCUCCAGUCAUGUCUACUGUGCUGCCAUCUCUCAGAGAAAAAGCUCAAAACGUCUUUGAGAAAAAGUAUCAUCAAGUAGACGUCAGAUUCCCAGCUGAGAUGCAAAAGCAUGUGGGAGCUUUGGACUCUGUGUCCAUGCCAGUAGUUGGCAUCUUGGGGGAGCCUCGAUGUCUAUUCAACCCCCAUACGCUUCACCCCCUUGAUCCAGAAGAAAACACAAAAUCAUUUGAGAGACAUCCUUCCCUGAUGGAAACAAAUAACAUAAGGAUUCAGGAUACACUGGACUUGGUCAUGAAGACACUGUCCUCUCAAACAUCAUGCCCUAAGUAACCUGGUACAUUCCAUUUCUGUGAUAAGUCCCUGUAUCUCAAGUAAACUACUUUGACUUUAUA